Molecule: messenger RNA, 11493 nt
Organism: Porites lobata
Lineage: Eukaryota; Metazoa; Cnidaria; Anthozoa; Scleractinia; Poritidae
Source: the annotation of a GenBank genome assembly
GAGAAAAUAGUACCGAGAGCAUCGUUUCGUGGUCGAAGCAUUAUUCGUGGCGUGUUUCGUCGAAAUUUUGGUAAGUAUAGUCUACCAUGGCAGUAUAUAGUGUUUAACUACGGUUAGUAACAAACAUAUGGCACGAAAGAUGCAAAAUUCACUUUGGGCGCUGCCAGAAAGGUGAACCAUAUUUGUUUGGCUUUUGUUGUCAGCAGUCUGUGAUAGCAACCUUCUUACAAAAACGAUCCGUCUAAAAUGUGAAAAGAUGUGAUUUUCGGACAUCCAAGACGUUCAAAUGGCUGUAGAAUUCUGCAAUAUAAUGUUCAAAGGUGAAUUAUGUCGGCCCUCCCUAGACCACGCGUGACUAGCACGGCUUUUGAAGCUGCCAAGCGAUUCGAGCUGGCGAACAUAAUUCUCCAAGAUCUUUGUUUCAUUUUCAUUCUUUUACCUCCGUUUUGACCAAACACAAGAUACAUAAAUUGUAAACCACAUUUUUUUUGUUUUAUAUAAACUCGAAGAAGUAGGCUAAACUAGUGGAGGUAAAGAGCAUUUCUUUCAAACCACAGGGUAUCUUCCUCCAGUCGAGUCAUGCCCGAUGGACGGAACCUGCCUUAUAAAACGCAAUAAACGGGAACAAUCAGUUCAAAGAAACGACCGAAUAACUGCUUAAACUGCACUUUUCAGUUUCAAUUUGUUAUUUACUACCCCUUAAAAUGUAAAUUUAAGGGAGCAGACGUAAAAUCAUAAGCUUAGGUUGGGUGAAUUUCGCCUACACCGAUUUAGUUUCUCGUCUUUCUCUUUCGUAAUGUGUGGUGAAGCCAGGACGUUCGUGUGUUUGUAUAGGUUUUAUUUCAUUACUGUGUUGUUCGUUUGUAGUUUCGUCAUAACUCAAAAGCUAUGAAACGUUGUUUGAAGCGUUUUGUAUGAAAUCUUCUUGAGAAAUAUUGGUGGCUGGGAAACUAAACUCUAAAAAUUGUGGCUUCGUAAUUCGCGUCAUAUUCGACCCGUUAAGGGAGCACGAAAUUAUUAAUGUUGGACAAACAUGGCGACCAUUUGAAGUCGGUCGGCGUAAAAACUGUCAAUGUUAUUUCUGCUAAGGUAUUUUUUUAGUGGCCUAAAACUCUUGCUAUGCCUCUAUUUAGGACGCUUGCUUUUGUUGCUUGAAAGCGAUUUGAACGACAUAUCAUUUCCACGAAAAAUUUUCUAGCUCACUGGUCUCAGUGAACUUCGUGGUAUUCUGUUUUAGGCGAAAAGUGAAAUCAUCAGAGUUUUAGCUUUUAGUUUGAUCUUCCAAUGAAUGUGUAGUUUCGUUGUUGCUUUCCCCUCAAUUGCUUCCAAGUAUUCUGUUUUGACGAGAAAUUGUACAAUUCUGAAAUCUCUUGUGAAUAGACUCACGCAAUAAACAGCAAUAUUACAAAAUUCUACGAAUAAUUUCUCUUUCUCUCUCUCUCCCUGGCAGAUCGAACCUUUCAACCUUUUAAAGCCAAAAUAUUUCUUUAAGCGAAUAGCUGUUACAUAAUAUUUCUUUCUACCUUGUUUUCCUAUUUUCUGUUCAAACCUUUUUGUAUGUAAGAACUUCAACUUUGACCAACGUAAUUUACAUCGCAUAUAUAAAUACAUUUCUUGAACUUUCUUGUCGAACAUUUUAUUCAAAAGUAAAAUAAUUUAUUUUGAUCGCUUCCGAAAAUAUAAGUGCGUAUGUAUUUUCAGGCUAAAGUAAUUUUUGUUCACUGUUGGAAAUUGUUCUUUCGUUACAAAGUCUUUUGCACUGUGGACGAGUAGUUAAGUAACAAUCGCGUUUAUGUCAAGCGUUGUAUAAUCUUGUCAGGAAAGCUUCACUUUCAUGAAAGUGGGAUAAAACCAUUUGCCGUGGAAAACUUAAAUAUGGUUGGAUUUAUCAAAAACUCUCAACUGGAGGAACAUUGCAAUGCGUAAAGUAUACAAAAAAAUGUUUAUCAUGAGGAGAUGAGACCCAAGUGCUCUCUGGUUAAUUGUUCGUACAACAGUUGUAUAAUCAGUCAGUGACUGUUUUAUAACAACAAAGAAUGCCAAAGCAUACUCUGAAGAUGUGCGUUGACAAGCUGCAUGCUUUCUUUCUUCCCUCAGUGAGGACAUAUGAUAAUGAAACUGCAGUUUUUAUGUUGCCAUCCUUUGUUAAGAGAGUUUUCAGAAAAUGAGUCUGCAUAGUUUAAGUUUUAUGUAAGUGCCCUGAAGUGACUGGAAUGCAUUUGCACUAGGAGCUUGUGAUGAUGUCGGUAAAGAGGGCUCCUCUAGAGCAUUUUGAACAAACAAAAUAAUGUUCUUAUCUACAUUGUAUAAAUCCAGAAUUAAGUCUCAUUGGUCUGGUUAUAUACUCUUUAUUGUAAAGCGUUUUUCUGCCAGUAUCAACAAUAAAAUAUCAGCAUGUCAUGUCUUUUAGAAACUCAAGCAGUCUUAACCUGGUUGCAAUUUUUUACUUUUAUUGGAUGUUGGGCUGUGCAUAAUUACUGAGUACAGACAAAACACCUUAUGGUGGCUACCAAACACUAUUUAAUCAAGAAACUACUGUAAGUCUCUUAGACAUUUAACUGGGAGGAUCACAUUUACUGUCUUUAGUAGUUACUUUUGUAGAUUUCUGAGGGAAAUGCACUCACAAGGUAGCCAUCUUGCACUUAACAUACAAUUGAAGUAUGUAAAAACAAAAUGCACAGCAGUGCAUAAAAAGUAUUUACCAUUUUUUGCACAUCAAGUGGUUAAUGGAUUAAGGUGCAGAGCCCAAAAUAUCAGAUCUGAUACAUAUACAUUUCUAGCAUUUCCCUGGCAUGGGGGCAAGAACUUAAAACCAACAAACACUGACAAGUUAUGCCAGUUGCUUGCAAGAUUGAUAAACUCCUCUAGCUGUGGACAUAACUAAAUUUUUUAGCACUGGUCAGUUUUUCUUAUUCUUACAUUUACAUCUACUGUACAUAAAAGUACUGUAUGCCAGGGCCAUGGUGUUUGAUGUGGUAUUUUGGUCCUUGCACCAUGAUUUAUUUCCUGCUAACCUCUUUAACAAGAGUACAGAACGUACCAGAAUUAAAAUGUAAGAAAGGAUGCCAAGUGACAAAGAAAUACCAUCACAAGAGGGUCACUUUAAUCCCCAAAAAGUUCACUGUCUUAAAACUCUUAAGAAUGGAAUUUCGCAUGUUCAUUAUUCAGUGGGUGAAAGAGUCUCUUACUGCUUUCUUCCACUUACGAUUUUAGUUACAGCUGUAGUUUUUGAAUUUUUGUGGCUCUUUUCCCCUAUGAGUACUUGUCUUUUCUGUGCAAUUCCCUGUUGUCAAUAUCAUUAAUGUGCCCAAGGGCAAGUGUAAUGCAACCACUUCCAUUAUUUUUCCAAUGUUACAACCAUGUACAUCUGUAUUUAUUGUUGUGUGAUGCUAUUCUGAAAACUGAUAAGACUUUUUUGUUGUUGUUGACAAAGGUGUAAUGGAAAGAGGCUCUGACGAUACACAACAACCAUCUUUGUGUCGUAUGGGAUGUGGUUUUUACGGCAGUUCCUCGAGUGAUGGUAUGUGUUCUAAGUGUUUUAAAGAUGCUUUACGGCGAAAGCAGUCCUCACCAACCACCAGUCCCGCAUCAAUGGUGUCAAGUCCAUCAACAGGUUAGCAUUUUUUGGAUUGUCUUUAAAUAAAUUAGUCAUUUAUUCUUUCAUUCAUUAAUUUGGUAAUGAAUAACAGUAGAGGAAGCUAAUGCUUACAGUGUAGUAAUCGGCUUUCAUCCGCUUGCUUGAAAGUUAAAUCCACUUUUUUCACUGGUUGUGACCAUAAUGUAGAAAAGUACCAUGGGACUAAAUAUACUGUACAUGUAGGAUUACACUGUAUUUUGAAAAAUAGUUCUUCAAACACAGCCAAAAAAGUUCAGUAUUGUGGCUGUCUAACAACCAUCUUGUUCAAAACUAAAAAAUGUCGAAGGUGUUAGCACCCUCUUUUUAAUUUAUUUAGCACAGGUCUAAAAAAUGAAUUUCUUCAGUGCUUUAGAAUUUUCACACAGAAACUUGAAGUUUGAACCACAGUGUACAGUAUGAUAGACAGUGCAACAGGAAGUUACAGCUGUACCUCUCAAGGGCCUGACACAUUCUUAAAAUAGGUUAACAUGAAUUCUGUCAAAAUGAAUUUACAUUUAGGUAUUGAUGAUUUACAUAGGUUGUGACUACAUUAAAAAUGGAAGGUUCAAGUGAUUUGGCUUUUAUUGUCAAUGGCUUAUAUUUUUAUGAAAUUAUUCUAAGAGGAGGUGGUAUUUUUGCAAUUAUGUUUACCAAGCCUUAGGAUUUUACAGUAAUGAAAGUUCCUGGUAUGAUGCUCUUACCAUGGUCUUAAAAUAACAGAAUCAAAAAAUGGUUUCCCAGUGAUAAUUAUUUUUAGCCUUAGGGAUCAAUUUACAGUAAUUCACUAUUUUUUCACUCAAAUUCUUGACUAGUCGAGUAAUUCUUUAGUUAUGACUUGGCUGACACUGUAUAUACGAAACUAAAACGUUUAGCAUCUAUCAGUUUUCUAUUGUCCGCCAUAUUGAAUCGUUUCCAAAGUACAUUGUAUUUAUGAUUUGAAAAGUUGAAAACAUCUAGGAGUUGGGUUUCCUAGAAUUUUCUUGGAGCAAAAAAAUUUUUGCAGAUAGUCCACCCGAUCUCUGGACGCGGAACCAAAAAAUUGUUUUCCAUGGGAUUUGAAAUCCUAGGGCUUGGUUUUAUAGCAUAACUGCCCAUUGAUGUAGUCGUCAUAACAGCAAUACAGUGUUAAGCAAAUGCGGUGCAGCAGCAACUGGUAUAUCAGUACUGGACCCACUACUGCCUGUGAACUGUACACUGGAAAGAGCAAUGUUGUUUUUAAUUAAGGAACAUGCCCCUGGAAGUGGCAGUUUUGAACAGCGACAUUUUAUGUACUAGAUAAUUUUACAGGUUUUGCUUAAAAUGAAACAUUAUUUGUUAUACUUGUAGUUUAGAAUAAUGCUAUUAAUUUUAAUGAGAUACCUGGUUAGUAUAGUAUGAGGGGUUAUCUUUAACAUUGCCUAAAGUCAAAACAACUACACAUGGGCUGAAGUCUACUUGCUGCACUGCUGCCAGGAUAUGGAACUUUUUGCCAAAUCAUGUGCUGUUGGCAGAAACCUUUUUAUCACACUGUUGCUAGAACCCAAGUUUAACUACCUCGCUAGUACUUUCAAACACAUUAGUAACAAUUAUGUACAAGAUUCAUAUCUUAAGUAUGUCAAGGCUGUGCUCUAAGUAAAAUUGAAGGGAGCCCGGUGCUCUGAACCUGUGAAAUCCAGUGUUCCUAGUAGCCCACAGGCAAAAGUAAGGUGCCAGGGGCAAGUGAGAGCUGCAAGAGCACAGCUCUGUAUGUUUUACUGUACUUGUACAUUUUGUUUUUGUCAUUUUAUGGCUGUGAAAAUACAUGCAUUUUAGCUCAGCCUUUUGAGCUUGGCAAAUUCAUCAUUUUUGUUUUAGUUUUUUUACUUUAUUUAUUAUAACUGUAUUAUUUUACCUGUAUCAUUGUAGGGUUAUCUGAAGAACCAUGUAGUUCUCACCUGCCUGCAAGUGAGGAUAUAGCUGGAGCUGCCGAAGUCAGUCCUUCUUCAUCAACCAGCAGUGUGUCAGGGGAUAGUGACAGUUUAAGGCAACCUGAGGCUGAAGCUGAGGCUGGAACGUCAGCCGAAACAAAGGAUAAAGCUAAAUCCAAAAGAAAUAGAUGUUUUAUGUGUCGUAAAAAAGUAGGAUUAACUGGUAAGUACCACAUGUCUGUAAUGAAAACAUGCAAGGCAAAGGUAGCGUGCGAUGAGAAUAUAAACAGUAAUUUGAUUGUGAAGUUUGAGUGACCAGCAGCUGCACGAGGUGCUGUUGUUAUUACCUAUUCUAGUAUGUCUUACAUGUUACUAAGUAGUAAUAGUAAUAUAGUAAUAGUUUAUUGAUAUCCCUCUCGCAGCCUAAAGGCUGAAUUACAAGGAAGGUCAGUGACAAUAGCAGAAGACAAUACAAUACAAGAACAAUCAAAUAGAUAAUUAUGUAAAUAUGAUUAAAAGUGCAACAUAACAGAGAAAAAAUAACAGAGCACAGGAUUACAACUGGUCUUGAAACUUAAUGGUGCAGAAAUCUGCAAACCGCUUUGUCUUGGGGACAAGGCGCACCGGAACACGUUUGCCUGAACGGAGGCAGUAUGGCCUGUCAAUUGACACACAAGGAAUUAAUGGCUUGAGUACUGGAGAUGACAGGCAGUCGCACUUGAUAAAAUUUAUGUAAGCUUCCUCCCUUCUCUGGGAAAGGGCAGUGACGCCAGAUUGAAUUAGAGCGUCAUCAUAGUGACAAUUCGGCAAAACGAUGCUUAGGGCCCUUUUUUGUACAGAUUCUAUAGUGUCCUCUAAAUACUUUGGCAGGGCAGCCCAAACAGGGCAGGCAUAUUCAAGUACAGAUCUUACAAUGCUUACUAUUCCAGAUCUAGCAAUGCUUACUAUUCCAGAUGCCCCUGCAAAAACGAUUCCUACAGGAAUCAUACCCAAAAAAUUGUAAAAAUCAGCGUUACUUCCGCUUGCCAGCAAAUUUGGUACACAGAAAGUAGACAGUGUUAGCCAAUUACAAGGCUAGUUUCAGCCUCUGACUGUGAAUGGCUUUGGCACCAGAAUUUUUGAAAAUUUUGGAAAAAAUGUUCAGUGAUGCGGGAAGAAUUUAUGAUGGCUGUAGCGAGCUUCGCUUCUCUCAGUUGCACAUGUUUACCCUAGGUGAAGACGACCACAUGUUUUCAAAUGCGAGGAAAUGCUUUUUGGAGGGGCUUCUAAGUCUGAAACCUCUCUUAUUUUCAUGAAAUCAAUUUGCAAAAUGAUAGUUCCACGUCAAGAGCUCAAUAUUAUGCUGGAAACAAGCUUUUUCAGCAUCUGAAGUAGCCUGCGAGCAAGCUUUCUGGGGCGUUCUGGCAGUGAGGCGGGAAAAGGAAGGAUAGCUUGCAACUACAUCUCUGGAAUUUGAAUAUCUGCAUUGAAAAAGUGAAAUGCAGAUUGGCGGAGAGGCAUUAGUAAUGACGUCAUUGUCCUUGGCUCAUGUUUUCGGUGUUUGUUUACAUUCACACUUGUUUCCGCUUCACGCUGAUUGGCAGAAAUCUGACGGCUCAGUCAAUGGGGAGCAAGAUCUUCUUCCUUUUCCCAGCCCUCCACCAGAGUGCCAUGGAGAGUUUGCUUGCAGGCUACUUCUGAAGCAAAUGAAUGUUUGUCUGAGGAACUGACGCUAAAGGGUCAAAUUCCAGUAUGCAAAUUUAUUAGUAUUUACCUUAUUAGCAUAAUCUGAUGGCUGUGGAAAAUAAAUUUGUAAAAAAAUUUUAUCUUUUAUUAUUUUAGGCAGAUUGGUGUCUGUUUAGCUUACAUAUCAAGGAAAAUGUUUUCCCUUUUACUUUUUCCUCAAACCAGACAAAAUUGUUCCAAAAAUUACAUCUUUACUUAAAAUGCUUGCAUAAAUUAUGCAAAAAGCAUCUUGUGAAUGUUUUUAGUGAAAUAUUAUGGGUUACUAGAGAGAGAAAUGUUUUUUUUUUCUUGAAAGGAUAUUUUUUGGCCUUUCUGAAGAGGUAUAUAGCUUUCUUCUUGAGAGCUGAGAAAUUAAUUUUCAAAAUAACUAUGGUAAUUUUUCUCAUUUUUGAGCUGUCCAGAAAAGAGUUAAUGGAUCUUUGCAAGUUGAAUUUGAAAGUUAGCCUUAAUUUUGAUCAUUAUUGUCCUGUUGAAUCACUUUCAUAUUUCUACAUUUUAUUUGGUCAAUUCAGUUGCGAGUGUAAUUAAAAGUGUAAGCACUGUGUACCUUACCAGUCUUAAGACAGAUAGAUAAACAGACAGGCAGACAGAUACAAUGUAGAUAGAUAACUUUAUUAAUGUGUCGGAGCUGUACAGCUUACGAAAAACCCCAUGCUAAUCCUUAACCCUUUCACCACUUGCUAUUCUGAAGAAAAAGUGUCCAGGGCGCUGGCAAUUUUGAAAAUGGCAAUUUUCCAGAAAUUUGGUAAUAAAGGGAGCUGCUUUGUUUCACUAGAAAACCAGCAGGUAGUGUUACAGACACUUUGUGCUGGAAAACCGCUGCAUAGUGGUGAAAGGGUUAAAACUUGCUGCUUCUCGAUUGCUACGUGUGUAUGGACUUUUAUUUAUUCAUUAACGGGAUAAUGGUAAAAAUCUGGAGAAAUAUGUAAUUGUACUCAAGCAACUCUGCUACUUGAAGCUGUACAAUUCUAUUUCAAAGUUGGCUUGUACAUGUAACCCUCUAAAAAUUGCUGUGCUUGAAUUUUUUUUAUUAGAUGAUACCUCUUUAUUUGUUUGCAGGAUUUGAAUGCAGAUGUGGAAAUGUGUACUGUGGGCUUCAUAGAUAUUCAGAUAAACACGACUGCAGCUUUGAUUACAAGGCUGAUGGCAGGGCCAAGAUAUCAAAGGACAAUCCAGUUGUUGUUGGUUCAAAGAUUCAGAAAAUUUAAGAUAAAAGAAGUUAGUCAGGAGUGCUUGGGUAAAACAAUGCUGUCUGGUGUUGAAAUGUUUACUGUUCUUGUGUUGUAAUCUCUGUAAAUUGCACAGGGCUUGUGUGUUGUAAUCUAGUUGUAGACUUUGUGUAUUUUGUGUGGACCCUGUUAACAGUAUUAAAAGUAAUAGUAUGUCUGUGUGCAAUUUGCGACUUUUCCCAAGCAUUUCUUUUCAAAUUUGUCGCUUCCAGACUAAUUUUUGAUGAUCUACCAUGUAAUACAGGCUCAAUUCAAUGCAGGUAAUAAAUUAUCUUGAGUUAAAUUAAAAGUUUUAUGUAGGACAGUUUAAAAUUAAUAUACACAAAUAAGUGAUUUCGUGCCUCUGUAGUGGCCACUGAGACCUGUUUUUGUUCUUGGCUUUGUUAACCUUUGCCAGUUACCAAGGAAAAGAGUGAGCACAUUGCUCAUGAUAAAUAAUUGUACGAAUCCAUUAUCUAAAGCAGACAUAAUUAUGGGAGUGGUAAAUUGGUACAAGUUGCAAACGAAAGAAAAGUCAAGCACAAAGUUUAAAAAGACUGCCACCAAAUUAUGUUUAUACUUUAACUUGAAAAACUCUAUCAUAUCUCAAAUCUCUUUCCCGUAUGUUUUGCCCUGUGGCAUUUGUGACAUUUGCUGUCAAUGAAAUGUAUUUCUAUAAUGCCGCAUUUUGAAGGAACUCAACAUGGCAAACUCAGAGGUUGUGAUCUGUAAAUGCAAACAAUAAUAAUAAUUAUUAUUGUCUGUAGAUGAAAACUUAAAUAAUCUUUUUGCCAUUUUGUAGUGUUCGGCAGUGUGCUGUGGUCAAGGUAUUCAUAACUGGUGAAUACCUGCUGAAUACACUGUAGUACAUGUAGUACUGUGAUGUUGCGACUUCCCAGAGUCACUUAGACAUCAAUCCUAUCUUGUCAUUUUGCAGCUGUGACGUAAUAACAAUAUGUACAUUGUGUACAUUUGUACCUCUUUCUCCCUUCUCACUAAUAACUUCUACUAUUAUUGCUUGUAGAAUGCUUUUAUUAUUAGUAAUGAUCAUUACAAAAUUAGCUAAAAUGUCUCAUGCUUGAACCAAUGUUACAGAGCAAGGUAUUGUUGCACAGCAAAACAGGUGUACAUAGCUUGAUCAGACUAAAAUAUUAUUAAUGCUUGUCUUUAUUCAUGCAACUUUCUUUUAAAUGCACAGAAGAUUGCUGGUCGUGUAGCAGGCUUUAAAAUACUUGUAUUUCAUCAGUUUGUCAAUGUUUAUGGAUAAGCCACUUUGAAGAAUUUGACAAUGAUAAUUAUACACUUUAUGUCAGAUCCCAAGGGAAACAGUUAGUUUUGUUUCCCCAAGAUUUUUGUCUCGGGAAACAUCAGGACUUGAGGGAAAACAAAACUAACUGGUUUCCCGAGGGACCUGACAUUAAGUUUCUAGACUUUCACUUCAACAGCAACAAAAGAAUAACCGGCCUGCGAACCAAAAUAGUUGACUCGGUACUUAUAACAACACAAAUUUAAUUCUCAAAACCACUUAAUGAAUGAUUUACAAAGUACUUUCCUCAUAUUAUCUGCAUCUGUUUCCUCCACUAGCUGCUGUUUCUUUUCUGGAAUAACUAAAUUAUUCCUUUUUAGCUUGAGGUUUCAUGUUUGGGUUAUUGUGUUCAUUCAUGAAAAAGAAAACUGGCAGUGUAUUUCCCGUCUUCUGUCAUGCCACUUUCCACCAUGCUUUGAUCACAUGCUGCAAUGUAUCCCGAGGGGGGUACAUUGCUUAAUGCAUCACAAUCAGGAUACAUUUGAUUUUAGUCAAGGCCACGUGACUAAGAAUCAACCAAUGGCAGUCACUGUUUAGUUGAGUGAAAGUCUAGGAAUAUAACGAUACUUGUUGAUGUGUAGGAUUAUCAAGCUAUCAUACCCUUUGAUUCUGUGAAAUCAGAGUACAUGUAGUCAACUUGCCAUAUCUUUUUCUGUAAUAAUUGUUACAGAAAUGAUAAUUAUUGUUAAGGAAUCCUUCAGUUGAAUUUUUCCCAAAUCAAAUUUUUCAAAGUGGCCUUUCGGUAAAAUUCUUAUGUGUAAGGCAGGUCACACAAUUUUAAGAACCGUUCUGUUCUGCACUUUCACCCUAAUUCACUAGUUUUAGUCUAUGAUAACUUGUCAAAUAUUUCAGUAAUUAUUCAUUCUCCUUACUCUUUCCUGUGUGUAAUAAGUAAACCAAUAUAGUUUUUUAAAUUUGUGAAAAUUAUAUCAUUUAAGCGAGUUUGUGUUUCACUGUGUCCUUAUUACAUGUAUUUAAUUAUUUUGGAGGAAUAUGUUUUAUAUUCUGUCAUUGAUUGAGGUUGCAAAUUAAUUUCUCUGUGAGUUUUCACUAGUUUUUUGGUAAAUACAUGCAGAAUUGUGAGGGUAAGGAGAACUGUACUGUACAUUUGGGCCAAGUUGUUUGAAAGGAUAAUUGACACUAACCCAGGGGCAGUUGUCUUGACAACUCAUAUACCUUGGUUACAGUUAACCCAGAAGUAAAGCUAAUGGGUCUUGGAACAACUUGGCCUUAAUUUAGUUCUUGCAUGAGAAUGCUUUUGAGGUGGGUGGGGUGGGUAAAUAAAGUUAUUAUCACAGAAAUUCAUAUUUUGUACAGUACCUAUUAAAAUAACAUUAACACUGAUAACAAUGAGAGAGUCCAAUUGUAUGUAAAGUAAUGUAUGACCGAUUGAUAACAUGGAAAAGUUCACAGUUUUUUCUCUUCAUUAUGCAGUAUAUAAUAAAACGAGGUUUUGUAAAUUUUUGUUAUGCAUUAAUUUCUGUAUGUUUAGUUACUAGGAAAGAUUAGAGCUUCUUUGCUGAGCGUGUUAUGGGCUGUUGCAACAUGCAAGCUAUUCUCUGUUGUCAAGGGAUGCCAUAAAUAAAUUUUCUCAUUGCUAUAUCAGUAAAAGUGGUUGUGGUUAUUUUACUGAAAACAGCUGUACACUAUUUUUAACAAGACUAGUUGGUCUAACAGGGGCGGAUCCAGGAUUUUUUUUAGGAGGGGGUGCACUCGUCUCUUGCUCUACUUCAACACCAAUAAACCACAUAG